This is a messenger RNA of Choloepus didactylus (southern two-toed sloth), 4527 nucleotides long. RefSeq names its product ankyrin repeat domain 34B (gene ANKRD34B). The transcript is spliced from 5 exons. Gene Ontology annotation, molecular function: protein binding. Lineage: Eukaryota; Metazoa; Chordata; Mammalia; Pilosa; Megalonychidae. The record is from RefSeq and is a predicted model, not a curated record. Bases 1315 to 2844 code for a protein of 509 amino acids.
AAGGUCCCGGGCCAAGUCGCCGCGGCCAAAGAGCAGUGUCCAGAGUGGGGUCGGGGUGUAGUGAGGACAGAAGGAGGAGCUUCGGGGACCAGAUUUUGGCCCUCCCAGGUCUGAACAGGGCUGUCACCACCUGCAGCGCGGCUCGGAGCCGGCACGUCACUCCCAGCGGAAGCGCCGCGCCGCCCGGGCGUCUGGCGAGGUGUGCGCGUCCCGGCCCCCACUUCUCCGCUCCGCUGCUCGGCGCCCUCCACCCGCCUCUCUCCCCCUAGCAGGGGCGGAGAUAGGGUGGCACCUAUCGGGAUCUGCAACUCGAGCCGCAGAGGAGCAGCCAAAGACCACAGCCCAGCCUAGACGGCACCCUACGGCUACCGCCGCUCAGGGUUCGAGCAGACCCCGGGAGGCAGGAGAUAACGCCAACUAGACAGCCCGUCCCAGCACCUCGCGCUCUCUUGCUCUCGCUCUCGGGAAGAACAGAGGAAAGGAAAGAGCUCGUUUCCUGGAGCCGGUGGAGACCGUGGAGACGCUGCCAGGAUCCUCAACAGCUUGAGAAUCUUGUCACCCUUGGUUCCCUGAAAGUUAGGAACUGACAGCUGGCUGGCAGCAAACUCAUCCAGGGAGAGAAAAGACAGAGCAAAGUAUGAAAUUUUGAAUGUUUUCAGGACCUGCCACGGGACCACUGCCCCUCUGGCAUGCCAGCGGCAACACACUGCCAACUCUCCUUCUCUUCCAGAACCUUCGAUGCCAACCUUGGUGAGAGAAAAGCUGUGACAGAAACUAAGCAGGAUUAAUGUUGUGGAGAAAGACCUUUACAUGAGGACAGGCAGAACUUUGAAAGUCUUUCCAAGAAAAUUCUUAAAAGACAUUUUCCUUUUUAGUUUUUUUGUUUUUGUUUUUGGAAAGCAAGACUGCCCCAAUGUUAGAAACCAUAUUAAGAUGUAAUAUAGACAUCUGGUAUCAAGUAACUUGUUGUCUUUUGAAUUUCUGUUUCUCAAAUGCUACUUUUGUCAAAGGUGUUUUUUUAAAUGAUUGAGAUUGUAUCUGAUCUUGAAUUCCACUUGCUAAGUACUUUCUAUAUUUGAUAUUAUGCUCCAGCUCAUUGUUUUAAAUUUCUUUGCAUAUUAAACCCAUUUGCAGACGAAAGAUGCUAAAAGAAGGUUUAUUUUGUGAUCAGUCUCACACGAGCUCUUUGAAGAUGGUUUGCAUUCAGAAUUGACCUCUGAAUUGAAACCCAGGCUGUCAACCAAUCCUAACAUUUCCCUGGAUAAGCUCCUCUUACAUUCCUGGGCUGCAGGUAUUGCUUUCUGACUUUUGACGAUGGAUGAAGGUAUAGAGAUUUCAAGGGAUGGAAAUUCCCUGAUCAAAGCCGUGCAUCUCAGCCGGCUUCGCCUCACGAGGCUCUUGUUAGAAGGUGGCGCCUACAUUAACGAGAGCAACGACCGUGGGGAGACACCCUUAAUGGUCGCUUGUAAGACCAAACACGUUGAUCACCAGAGUGUCAGUAAAGCCAAAAUGGUUAAAUACCUGUUGGAAAACAAUGCUGAUCCCAACAUACAGGACAAAUCUGGGAAAACUGCUCUGAUGCACGCUUGCUUAGAAAAAGCCGGUCCGGAAGUUGUUUCUUUGCUUCUAAAGAGCGGGGCUGACCUCACCUUGCAAGACCAUUCCAGUUACUCGGCCCUUGUCUAUGCCAUAAAUUCAGAAGAUAGAGAGACCCUGAAAGUUCUACUUAGUUUUUGCAAGGCAAAAGGGAAAGAGGUCAUCAUCAUAACAACUGCGAAGUCGCCCUCUGGGAGGCACACUACCAAACAGUACUUAAAUAUGCCUCCUGCAGACAUAGAAGGAGGUCAUUCCCCAGCCACCUGUGCAUCUCCUUCAGCGAUAGACAUAAAAACAGCCUCCUCGCCACUCCCACCUUCUGAAACGGACAUGACUCUUUUUGGCUUUAAAGAUCUGGAGGCGGUGGGAAGCAGUGAUGAUCCACGAGAACCAGGCUCCCCUGUAAGGAAGGCUGCUCUAACCCCUAGUGGACCGAAGACACCCCAAGCCCCACCGUGGAUCAAGAGUAACCCCUCACUGAUGUCCCAGAACAGAGUGGCCUCCCUGCAAGAGGAGCUGCAGGAUAUUACUCCAGAGGAAGAAUUAUCCUACAAAACCAAUGGACUGGCCCUUUCCAAGAGAUUUAUCACGAGGCACCAAAGCAUCGAUGUAAAAGAUACCGCACAUUUGCUAAGAUCCUUUGACCAGGCCAGCUCAAGAAAGAUGUCAUACGAUGAAAUCAAUUACCAGUCCUUUUUUUCAGAAGGAAAUCAACAUUGCACUGAAAUCCCUGUUGACCAGGACCCAGAUUCUAACCAGAUGGUAUUUGCUUCCACCUUAAGAAGCAUCGUUCAGAAAAGAAACUCGGGGGCAAAUCACUACAGCUCUGAUUCCCAGCUCUCUACUGGUCUUACUCCUACAACUUUAGAAGAUGGCAAAGCACUUGUAGGAAAGAAAAAGAUCCUCUCUUUGUUGUCAGGGUCCAAAGAAUUGUUGGAGAAUAUCCCCCCAGGUCCCCUGAGCAGGAGGAAUCACGCAGUUUUAGAAAGACGGGGUUCCGGAGCUUUCUCUUUAGAUCAUGGAGUCACUCAAACCAGACCAGGAUUUCUACCACCUUUAAAUAUGAAUCCCUACCCUCCCAUCUCCGAUAUCAAUGCCAGCAGCAAGAUUUCCAGUCUUCUUUCUUGUGGUCAAAAGACGCUCAUGCCAACAAUUCCUAUUUUCCCUAAAGAAUUCAGAAGUAAAAAAAUGUUGCUAAGAAGACAGUCAUUACAAACAGAACAAAUUAGGCAGUUAGUAAAUUUCUAAGAGAUGGCUAGGAAACAUAUUUUCUUAAAAAGUCUGUUGGAGAAACACAGAACUAGAGAAGAAACCUUAAAAGUUCAUCCUUUUAAACCUUGUGAUUAGUUAGGCAAUAAUUGUUAGGAGGCUCAAAAUGUGCUGUGUGUUGUACUAGACACCAUGGACACACAAAUAAUAUAUAGUUUCUGCUAAAGAAAUCUCAAGCAAAAUGAGGGAUACUUUCUCAAGACUUCCAGUAUUUAGCAACCUUCAACAGAUCCAAGUUUUUGUUUAAUCAAAAUAGCAAAGAGAGUAGGCCAUGUAUGUGGCAGAUAGUUAUUCGUUGUUUUUUUUUUUAAUUUUUCAGAUUUGCCAAAUAUUUUAUUAAGAAAAAUUGUGCUCAAAUCAAUAAAUAUCUUAACACUUCAAGUCAAUAAAUAAGAUUUUAGUUUUCCAUGAUGCCAAAAGCAUAAAAGAAAACACUGACAGCUAUAAAAUGUUCUAGGACCAAGAAACCUAAGCUACAAAGAAGGACGAGACUCAUUCUGAAAAAAUAUUGACUGCAGGUGGGUGAAAAUCUAACUAAAAUAAAAAAGGUCAACCAUUAUAAAAGAAUGGACAGCUAAUAAUUUACAUCAGCUUAAUCAAUAUAAAACUGGCCAGUCUAAAGUUUUACAAGCUAGUAAAAAUCUUAUGUGCUGAGUUCCAUUGUGGUUGUGUGCUGUGUUUUUGCCUUGUUUUGUUUUUAAACAAACUAACCUAUAAUGUUAUCUUAUGGGAUUCUUCUUUCUCCCUAUCUUUUAAUCCCUAUAAUCAUUUGUGGAAACCUAUCCACUGGUUUCCAAUAACAUAAUAAUAUUUAAAUAAAUAACAAUAAAUUUAAAUAAAAUUUAAAAGGCAUUCCUCCUUGCUUAUAUCAAAGCAUUCUUAUCUGUCUAUGGGUAAUCACAAAUAAAAAUUUGCAAUUUAUCAUAUAUAGAAACUAAGUGCUUGCUUAGUUUAAAACAAGAAAAACUGAUUAUUAGAUUAAUUUAGGUUAGCUAAAAUUAAGAAAGCCAGUAGAAACUUAAUCACAAAAUGUACUACGUAUUCCAUUAACAUUAAAUAAUAUAUUUUAUUUCUGGUAAGUAAUUAUUAGACAUUUAUAAAUAAGAAUAUAUAAGAAUAAUUUCCCUUAAUGGGACAUUCCAAUCAUCUAGUAUUUUAGGACCUUUGAAUAAUUUCUAAAAAAUAAAUGAAUACCCUACUACUAUUAAAAGACAUUAUAAAAUGACUAUAUAUCUAUAUGAUUUCAAAAUACAGUAUUUAUACAAAGAAUCCAUAUUUCAAUCUAGCAGUUUAACAACAAAGAAUAAAUCAAACUAUACAAAACCUUAGUGUCAAUAUGAUGAUUGUCGUAAUCAGCUUUAUUUCUUUGCCUAUCAGUAGAGGAGGGCCUAACAAAUGGCAUCACGGCUUUCUUGGUAAUUUGAUAUAAGCAAAUUGUACUGUACCUAGGAAUUGUUUAAUUUAUUGUGGCUUUUAUUAAUAAUUGCAGGCUUUUCCAUUUAAUGUAUUGAAGACCAUUAAUUAUAUUAGAAAUAUUUUUUUUGAUUCAGAAUCUAGAAUUGUACCUGAUGUAUCAGUAGUUAAACCCUUUUUGUCAGUUUUAACAUUGAGAAAAGUUCUUGGUUAUAUUUUGAAGAAUAUGUAAAGAGUUUAGUUCAAAAA